Molecule: messenger RNA, 981 nt
Organism: Trichoderma breve
Lineage: Eukaryota; Fungi; Ascomycota; Sordariomycetes; Hypocreales; Hypocreaceae
Product: SMP-30/Gluconolaconase/LRE-like region domain-containing protein
Exons: 2
Coding region: 1-981 (326 amino acids)
Source: RefSeq, a predicted model, not a curated record
AUGAAACUCAAGUCAUUCGCCACCUUUGGUACUUUUCUCUGCACGUCGCGUGCAACUCUCGCAAAAUCUGCAGUCCUUGACCAAACCUCUCUUGUUUAUGAGUUUCCAAACAAUACUUGGGUGGAGAAUAUUGCUGCUAGAAAUAACGGGGAACUUCUCUUGUCUAUUGUUGGAACACCGCAACUAUUCACAAUUGACCCCUCGGCUCCCAGCCCCAGACAGCCGGUUUUGAUUCAUGAAUUUACGGACUCUCUUGAUGUGUUUGGAAUUGCAGAAUACCAGACCGACAAGUUUGCUGUUCUAACUGGGAACUUCUCCUUUGAGACUGGAGAUUUAGGUCUUGGGUCUUGGGCCGUAUGGAGCGUGGACUUGAAUGGAAUUUUAGACGGCCUCUCUGUGCUAUCUCAAAAGCAGCAAACACUUCUGAUAGGCGACCUAAGCGCCGGGGUGAUAUAUCGGCUGGAUAUUGGGUCGGGAGAUGUUGCAACUGUAUUAAAUGACACUUUCACUGCUGCUGUUCCGAUCCCACAUUUUGCCCCCUCCGGGGUUGACGGUCUACAUGUGCGAAAUGGCGAGUUAUUCUUCUCAAACGUGGGCCAGCAAAAGCUCUUCAAAGUUCCCAUUGAUGAAGACGGUACGCCCUCUGGACCUGUCACGGUUGUGGCAAGUGCACUCUCGACCCUGGAUGGAUAUGAUGACUUCACGUUCGAUUGCGCUGGUAAUAUAUUCGUAACAACUGGAGGCGGAAACUCAAUCGAAAUGAUCUCUGCCGAUGGUAGUCAACAAGUCAUUAUCGCUGGCGAUGUCAAUUCGACUGCUAUUGCAGAGCCAACAUCUUGCGUGUUCGGUCGCGGCUUACAUGAUAAAAAUGUGCUGUAUGUUGUCACUGCUGGAGGACUUGGUUUACCAGUCAAUGGAGAUACUAUCAUUGGAGGUCAACUUGUGGCUGUUAAAACCACUUCAAUUGGAUCUGCCUGCUAA